CUACCACUUUACUUCGUGUUCUCUCUACAAACGUACAUAGAUCUCGCUCUUCUUUCCCCUACUUCCUAUAAUCGUUCUCGCGAUGAGCUUUAAUCUUCUGUUAUUCGCGGCAAUUUCGAAGUGGACCAUUUCAUAUUCUCGACAUAAUGAGCCGGCAAUUUGAAUGACUGGAAAAACGAGUUUGACGAUCGAUCGUUAAAAGUAUUCGCGCGUGUAGUGUAUCUUGUGCCAUUUUUAAAUCAAAACCAAUCGAAAUAUUAAUAAUCAGAUUUAAGUAUUAAUCUUCACUGUCAUCGUGCAAUAGUCCAAGUAUUAUCGUACCUUUCUUUUUCUCUCUCGCACACACACGGAUACAUAUACACACACAGGCGCGCUCACUCAUCAUUCGUUCAUACUACACGUACAAGAUAUAUAUAUAUAUAUAUAUAUAUAUAUAUAUAUAUAUGUAUAUAUAUGUAUAUAUAAAGAAAGACCGUUCGUCUAAUUUGUGUGGUGAAGUCCGUUAACAACCGUUCGGUGUUCCAUUAAAUAACGUUCCAUAGGCCGCUCGUGCGGCUCGGUAUGGGUAUCUGUUUCUGCUUAAAUUAGUGCACAGUGCGUGCCACAGCCUUACUCAACUCGAACUCUCCGCUCCUCGUCUAACCAAAGCCGAAUCAUUAUGCCAGUGAUAAUACGUCGUUGCCUGUUGCUGUCCCGCUGUUACGCGUUCGAUAUCAAAGGGAAAGAAUGUUUCCACUUGAAGACAUUUGACUUACAUAUUAUUAGUGCAAUUAUGGUGAAGUCAAUUUGAUAAUAAAAAUAAUCAAUUGAGAUGACACGCUAAAGUGGUGUAAUUGAAUAUAAGUUUGUUAACAAAUUCAACAAAAUAAGAGAAUUUACAAAAGUAUUAUUGUGAUUUGUUAUCUUUAUAUAUUUUCCCAAGGAUAAAUACUCUAAAAUUCUUGAUAUUUUUUUCUUGCAAUUGAUUACUUGCAUACUUUUUAAGGUUUAUAUUAGAUCAAUAGUCUUACCUGAAAGAGUAUGAUAAUUGACAACAAUUAACAACUUGACAACAAUAGGAUGCAACGAGGUCAGUUGAGAGAUAUUUCCUCCUGGAUGACUCGUCUGUUUCCUGAACCCAGCGAGAGAAUGGAGGCUUUUAAAAUGUUUGGAUCAAAAACAAGCUGUCCUACCAGUACAUUUUAUACAGAUUUAGAGAUAACCGAAAGCAAAGAUGUAGUUACAGAAGAAUACGAAGAAGAACAAUGUUCUAAAACUUCACGAUCAUUGAAGCAACAGAGUGGAACUAACGAAGAUGGAAACUCUCAAGAUUUGGAUAUACAAACUAAUACGGAAGAUCAUCAAUAUUCAAGACAUUCCUUUCAUAGAAUUGCAAGUUUUGGAGGUUUUCCAAGGUUUCAACCAUUCGUUAUGUCAGCCUCUUCUCCAGCAGCAUGCAUUGAUAUCGGUAGAAAUGAAGAGACAUCCAAAGAAACUUCCUAUGUUGCAAUGUCCCACAGUGUUUUAGAAUAUAGAAGUAGCAGGUAUGCGGCAUCUGAAAGAAAUUCUCAUCAAUAUACAUUAGAUCCAUACGCUAUCAGUGAAUCUGAAAGCGAAGAAGAAUCAGAGGAGACUAGAUCUUCUGAAACAGAAUCUAUUAUAGCUGUGGAUCAGACAGAUGAAUCUACAUCCGAGCCAAAAUUACGCGUACAAAGAGGUUCUCCUGAUUCAAAAAGGAAAAAAGCACGUCGUGUAGCAGAAGAGUUAUUAGCAACUGAAAAGAAAUAUGUUAACAUAUUACACCUCAUUGAUCAAGUAUUUCAAUUCAGAGUUGAUCAAGAAAAUAGAGCACAUCCCAUGUUUCCACCUGAAACAGUUCAACACAUGUUUUCAAAUAUCAAAUCUAUUUACAAAUUUCACAAUGACUUUUUAUUACCUCAAUUGGAAGAAAGAAUGCAAUGCUGGGAUUCUAACCCUAGAAUUGGAGAUAUCAUGAAAAAUUUUGCACCUUUUUUAAAAAUGUACACAGAGUAUGUAAAAAAUUUUGAUUACGCAAUGAAUCUGAUAAAUACAUUGCAAAGCAAAGUCGCAAGAUUUGCAGCAAUAAUUAAUGAUAUACAAAAAUUGGAUGAAUGCGCUAAAUUGUCACUGCCACAUCACAUGUUAAGUCCAAUACAAAGAUUACCAAGAUACGAAUUACUCCUUAAAGAUUAUUUAAAAAAUCUCACUGAAGAAAAUUCAGAUUAUGAAGACACAAAAAAAGCUUUAGAAUUAGUAUCUACUGCUGCUAAUCAUACAAACGAAGCAAUGAAAAAAAUAGAUAAAUUUAAGAAACUUUUGGAAAUACAAGAAAGUAUAUAUGACGCGACCGAUCUAGUCAGUGCAACACGCGAACUUAUUAAAGAAGGUCGUAUCGUCAAAAUUUCAGCGAGAAGUGGUGAUCAUCAGGAUAGACAUUUGUUUUUGUUUAGUGAUCUAUUGUUAUUGUGUUCAUUAAGACUGAUACCUGGUCCUCCAUAUCGUUUACGAGCCAAAUUUUUAGUCGAAGAUUUACAAGUAGUUGAAGGUGAUAAUUUAGAAACUGCAAAUACUUUUUAUAUUAGAGAUGAAAAUAAAAGCGUGGAGUUGUAUACACAUUCAGCGGCAGAGAAAGCUUCGUGGUUAGACGCAUUAUUUCAAACUAUGCAGGAAAUAAUGAGAAGAAAAGCUAGUUUGAAAACUGGUAAUGCUAAAACAUCUUUAGUUAAAGCUGACGAUGUGACUAGAUGUAUGGUUUGCGAAGUAAUUUUUUCAGUCAUGAAAAGGAAACACAAUUGUAGAGCAUGUGGAAUUGUUGUUUGUAGUAAAUGUUCAAAUCAAAAGUUAUUAUUUGAAGACAAUAAGAAUAUGAGAGUAUGUAGACUAUGUCACGCUGCUCUAACUCAACCUCUUAGCAAAUCUCCGUCGUCUCCGUCAGGACCAGUGCCAAGCUUGUUGCAAGUUUCAGCAAGUGCAUCAUCAGUAUUGUCUGGUUAUCUUUUAUUAAAAACCCAAGCAAGCAAACCUUGGACCAGACGAUGGUUUGCGUUGCAUAUCGACUUUGUUUUAUAUUCUUUUAAAUCAGAAACAGAGAGUAUGGCCAUGACAGCAACACCUAUGCCAGGUUUUAUGGUAACGGACGGUGCAAUGUUAACAGACGAGGAUCCUUUAAGUAGCAAGGAUCGUAUAAGAGCAUUUAAAAUGCAUCACUCUAGGAAAUAUUAUUAUCUGCAAGCUUCUUCCGAAAACGACAAAGAAAAAUGGAUGCAUGCAUUGCAAUUAGCUACAAAAGCUGAACUACCUCAUUUAACUGAGAUUGAACAGGACGAACACGCACAAGAAUGUCAAUCGUUAAACGAUAUACAAUGAAAAUUUAUAUCUUUGCAUCUACAAACUAGCCAAUUUUGUACUAUCCUUUUCGUAAAUUAGGUAAUAGGAAUCUGUAAAAUAAUCGUUAGUUAGCUAUAUUUAAAAAAGAAAAAAGAAAAAAAAAUAA
Messenger RNA from Vespa mandarinia (Asian giant hornet), 3493 nucleotides. RefSeq names its product FYVE, RhoGEF and PH domain-containing protein 4. NCBI's taxonomy places the organism in Eukaryota, Metazoa, Arthropoda, Insecta, Hymenoptera, Vespidae. Gene Ontology annotation, biological process: filopodium assembly; cytoskeleton organization. Gene Ontology annotation, cellular component: cytoplasm. The record is from RefSeq and is a predicted model, not a curated record. Gene Ontology annotation, molecular function: guanyl-nucleotide exchange factor activity; metal ion binding.